AUGCCACCAAAGAAGAAGUUGUCAGUUUCCGCCGACACAAACACUGCUCCUCCAACUACUAGACGCCUAACCCGCUCUUCUUCGAACCUUGCUUCCGCUAAAUCGCCUACUAAACCUACCGCCGAGGUUACGACUUCUGUAGACGCCGAUAUGGGAAGCGCCGUGUCGAAAGCCAAGGCUCUCAAGUCCCGAAAGUCGCGUAAAUCGAAUGGUACGGAGGUUGAACAGAAUGAUAGUGCCGCACUUAAACCCGACCAGCCGACAACCGACGAAUCUACCACCCCUAACGGGAAGGGCAAGCGGAAAACGACAACGGCCGCAGAACAGAAGACUACCACCGCUAAGAAACCAAAAGUUUCGAAAUCCACCGAUGAAUGCCUAAACGACGAUGUGAUUGUAAUCCCGCAGGUCGUGUCGAAACCAGCCAAGGCUACCAAAAAGUCACAACCAAAGAAUGUCGACGAGUGGUUUGAGUCAUAUGCCAGCGCCGAAGACCCCAAUCAAAUCGACAUACAAGGGAUCGUCCGACUACUCGAAGACCUCUCCGUUAAAUUCGAAUCGGCCGCAAUCUAUGUCUUAUGCUGGAAACUCGGUCUCAUCACCAUGGGUUCCAUUCCCCGCGAAAAAUGGACCGAAGGAAUGAAAAAAUACAAUAUCGCCAACAAUACACAGCUCUUGAAGGCACUAGGCGGCUGGCUGCAGCAAGCUAAGCCGGUUUCACCCCCGUCAGACGACUUCCUAUCUUUCUUCAAAUACAUGUUCCAAUUCUCGAAAAACACACCGGAAGCCCGAACUAUCCCAACCGAGAAUGCUCUAGCUGCCUUAGCAUUCGUACUGAACCCUUCGACAUACGAUUUGAAGUAUGAUCCGGAAACUGCGGUUCCGUUGAAAUGGGAGAAGCAUCCGUAUCCACAUGCGGUUCCGUUUUUAGAGUUUUUGGCCGAGAAGCAACCCGUCAAGGCGAUCAAUAAAGAUCAAUGGGAGAGUUUUGUACCGUUCAAUCGAUCGGUAGAGUACAUGCUUGGAAACUAUGAUCCAGAGGGUGCCUGGCCUGCUUUGUACGACCAAUAUGUCGAUUGGAGAAAAGAGAGAGACGGAUUAACUAUCGGACCAAAGGAUGGCCCCGAUACCGAAAACUAA
Molecule: messenger RNA, 1140 nt
Organism: Orbilia oligospora ATCC 24927
Lineage: Eukaryota; Fungi; Ascomycota; Orbiliomycetes; Orbiliales; Orbiliaceae
Exons: 3
Coding region: 1-1140 (379 amino acids)
Biological process (GO): positive regulation of ubiquitin-protein transferase activity; protein neddylation
Cellular component (GO): ubiquitin ligase complex
Molecular function (GO): cullin family protein binding; ubiquitin conjugating enzyme binding; ubiquitin-like protein binding
Source: RefSeq, a predicted model, not a curated record